CGCCGUUAUUUCUUAUUUAUUAAUGCUUUAAAGUAAAAAGAACGUUAUUUAAAAUCGUUGUUGAUGAUACAAAUUUCAUAAAUUAAUGUAUAAAGUUAUUUAAACUUAAAUUAUUUGCGAAUCGUUUAUUUACCUGAACGUCCGGCAAUAAAAUGAAUUUCUUCCGUAAGGUUUUUGGAUGCAAGAAAAAAGAAACAAAGGAACCAGAUCAGAAACCAUCGACCAGAUCAUUGACUGAAGUUGAUGUAUUGGUAAAAUUGCGAUCCGUUGAACAAUUGUUGAUGGCAAGACGUGAAAUAUUGGAUAUUAAUAUAAAAAAGGAGUUGGCUACAAUAAAACAAAAUAUUAUCAGUAACAAACGAGUUGCGCUGAACGCGUUAAAACGGAAAAUCUGUUACGAUAAACAUUCAUCCCAGAUCGAAGGUAUUUUAUUGAUAGUCAUAAAACAACGUUUAGCCUUAGAAAGUGCUAACACAAACACAAUUUUGGUUAAUGUGAUGAAAUCGAGUUUAAGCACCGUCAAAAUGUCCAAUGAAAAUAUAAAUAUAGAUGAUAUUCAUAAUAUGAUUGAUGAUAUUACAAAGUCACAUGGUUUAACUCAAGAAAUAUCAGCAGCCUUUUGUAAUUCAACCAGUUUGGAAACAGAUGAAGAUGAGAAGGAAUUACGAAAAGAAUUCAAAAAUCUUGAAUUAGAAGAAUUGGAUGAACAAGUAAUGAACAUGGAUCGGAUUCUAGCUGUAAAUUAUCCAUUGCCAGUUAUGCCAACAUUUGAACCUCUUGCACAAAUGAAAAAAACAUCUGAACGGAGAAAUUCCACGAUGUCAUGAAAGCAUGAAAUGGACUUAAAUGAUAAUAGUGAUUUGUCGAACAUUGUGGAUAAUUUCUUAUAAUAAACUUAAACAACUUCUUUGUGAGUAACCCAAGCUCCUCUCAAAAUCUAUUAAGAAUUCAAUAAUUUAUAACUGCUUUAAAAUAUAAAUGUGCCUUUCAUCAAGCUAACCUCCAGCUACCUGUAAAAAAUGUUAAUUUUUUUUUCACUUAUAGGAAUUGUUAUUAAUACAGUUAUCAAUAAAAUAUUAUAUAAUAUGGAUGGGAAUUUUUUUAUUUUAAAAUGAUUAUUGCUGUUUUAUUUUGUAUUAUUAUUAGGGAAUUUUGUAAUCAAAUAAUAUAUUGAUAAAUAAUUUUUUUUCAGUUUUAUUCAUAAAUGUAUUGUA
Messenger RNA from Metopolophium dirhodum (rose-grain aphid), 1214 nucleotides. RefSeq names its product charged multivesicular body protein 4c-like. The record is from RefSeq and is a predicted model, not a curated record. Gene Ontology annotation, biological process: vesicle budding from membrane; late endosome to vacuole transport via multivesicular body sorting pathway. NCBI's taxonomy places the organism in Eukaryota, Metazoa, Arthropoda, Insecta, Hemiptera, Aphididae. The transcript is spliced from 6 exons. Bases 153 to 827 code for a protein of 224 amino acids. Gene Ontology annotation, cellular component: multivesicular body; cytoplasmic side of plasma membrane; ESCRT III complex.